This is a messenger RNA of Ostertagia ostertagi, 1020 nucleotides long. The record is from the annotation of a GenBank genome assembly. Lineage: Eukaryota; Metazoa; Nematoda; Chromadorea; Rhabditida; Trichostrongylidae.
AUGCUGCACGCUUGGUGCAAGCACAACUCAUGUAUUCUCGCAGAUGAAAUGGGUUUGGGUAAGACGAUCCAGUCGAUUGCGUUCUUGGCCGCCCUCUUUUACAAGUAUGAUCUGUAUGGGCCUUUUCUUGUGGUUGUACCGUUAUCAACAAUGGCGGCAUGGCAGAAAGAAUUUGCGCAAUGGGCACCGGAUAUGAAUCUUGUCACGUACAUGGGAGAUGUGAAUUCGCGUGAGCAGAUUCGACAGUUCGAGUGGUACAUAGCUGGUACAAAGAAAAUCAAAGUGAAUGCAGUUCUUACUACCUAUGAGAUCCUUCUCAAAGAUAAGCCUUUUCUGGGCAGUUUUCAAUGGGCAGCAUUGGCUGUUGACGAAGCUCAUCGGUUGAAGAAUGACGAGUCGUUGCUGUACAGCUGCCUCUCCUCGUUUAACUGCGAUCAUCGUCUUCUGAUAACUGGCACUCCGUUGCAAAAUUCGCUGAAGGAACUCUGGGCAUUGUUGCAUUUCAUCAUGCCCGAGAAAUUUGCGAGCUGGCCUGAGUUUGAAGCUGGUCAUAGUGACAAGGAUCACAGAGGAAUCUCGGCACUUCAUCGCAAAUUGGAGCCAUUCCUUUUGAGACGCGUUAAGAAGGAUGUUGAGAAGAGUCUUCCACCAAAGCUUGAGCAGAUCUUGCGAGUGGACAUGACCGCUCAGCAGAAGCAAUAUUACAAAUGGAUAUUGACGAAAAAUUAUCGUGAACUGUCGAAGGGAGUGAAAGGGUCCAUUAAUGGCUUUGUAAACCUCGUGAUGGAAUUGAAGAAGUGUUGCAAUCAUACCUCACUUGUUCGGCAAUACGACCAUUUUGAAAACGACCCGCAAGCGCGUUUACAACAACUGCUGAAGUCCUCUGGAAAACUAAUAUUGUUGGACAAAUUGCUAUGUCGCCUGAAGGAUACUGGCCAUCGCGUCCUGAUAUUCUCCCAGAUGGUCAUGAUGUUGGAUAUUUUGCAAGAGUACCUUCAACUGAGACGGUUUCCUGCUCAG